Molecule: messenger RNA, 3232 nt
Organism: Callorhinus ursinus (northern fur seal)
Lineage: Eukaryota; Metazoa; Chordata; Mammalia; Carnivora; Otariidae
Source: RefSeq, a predicted model, not a curated record
GAUCAAAAUGGACCCAGACUCAUCAUUACCCUCGGUGAGGUCACUUUUGUCCGUGUUUGUGAAGAAGGGUCACGGACCUCGGAGAGAACAGGUCGCAGCCCACUGCCCAAGCAAGGUCGGCUCAAAGACGUGACCUCCGGCCUGCUGUCACUCAGGCGGGCGGGGGCGGGGCCGUGCGAACUGUCCAAUCAGGGGAGUCGCCGGAACCGUGCGUGCGGGCGACGCGCUGUGGACGGCGGGGACUGUGUGCCGUCGCUGCUGUCCGGCCGAAGCUCGCGUCCCCUCUCGCUGUCCUGAGAGCCUUCGGGAGCUUCCGCCACAUCCUCUGUGGCCGUGACGUCCGCCGGCCGCGGCAGUCGUAUGGUGGUUCGACCGGCUACCCCAGAAAGCGAGCAAUGGACUCAGUGACCUUUGAGGAUGUGGCUGUGAACUUCAGCUUGGAAGAGUGGGCUUUACUGGAUUCUUCGCAGAAGAAACUUUACAGAGAUGUGAUGCGGGAAACCUUCAGAAACCUGGCCGCAAUAGAGAAAAAAUGGAAAGAUCAUGACACCGAAUAUAGGUACAAUACCCAGGGGAGAAGACUAAGAAGUCAUAUGGCAGAAAAACGUGAAAGCAAAGAGGGUCGUCAGUGUGGAGAAACCAUCACUCAGACUCCAGAUCUUAAUCUGAACAAGAAAACGCCUUCUGGAGUAAAACCACCUGAAAGGCAUCAGUGUGGAGAAACCAUCACCCAGACUCCAGAUCUUAACCUGAACAAGACGACGCCUUCUGGAGUAAAACCAUGUGAAUGUAGCGUGUGUGGAAAAGUCUUUGUGCGUCAUUCAUCCCUUAAUAGGCACAUCAGAUCUCACACUGGACAUAAGCCAUAUGAGUAUCACGAAUAUGAAGAGAAGCCAUAUAAGUGUAAAGAAUGUGGGAAAGCCUUCAGCUACCGCAAGUCUGUUCAUAGACAUGAAAGGACUCACACUGGAGAAAAACCCUAUGAAUGUCAGGAGUGUGGGAAAGCUUUCACGUGGCUCACAACUUUCCGAAGACACAUGAUCACUCACACAGGAGAUGGACCUUACAAAUGUCAGGAAUGUGGGAAAGCUUUUAGUUGUUCUACUUCGUUGCGAACACAUGAAAGGACUCACACUGGAGAGAAACCCUAUCAGUGUAAACAGUGUGGGAAAUCCCUCCGGUCGCCUCUGGGUUUGCGAAUACACGAAAGAAAUCACACUGGAGAGAAACCCUAUGAAUGUAAGCAGUGUGGUAAAGCCCUCAGUUGUCCCAGUUCCUUUCGAAGACAUGAAAGGACUCACACUGCAGAGAAACAGUAUGAAUGUAAACAGUGUGAGAAAACCUUCAGUUCUCCUCUAGGUUUGCGAAUACAUGAAAGAAUUCACACAGGAGAGAAACCUUAUGAAUGUAAGGAAUGUGGGAAAGCCUUCAUUUCUCUGUCAAGCAUUCGAACACACAUGAUCACACACACUGGAGAUGGACCUUAUAAAUGUAAGGAAUGUGGGAAAGCCUUCAAUUUUCCCAGUUCAUUUCGAAUACAUGAAAGAACUCACACGGGAGAGAAGCCCUAUGAAUGUAAACAAUGUGGUAGAGCCUUUAGUUGUUACACAUCCUUUCGAACACAUGAAAAAACUCACACUGGAGAAAAACCCUAUGAGUGUAAAGAAUGUGGAAAAGCCUUUAUUUAUCGCACUACCUUUCGAGGACACGUGAGAAUGCACACUGGAGAGAAACCAUACAAAUGUAAAGAAUGUGGAAAAGCCUUUAGCGUCCCAAUUCAUUUCGAAGGCAUGAGAGAUCUCAUACUGAAUAGAAACCUCUUGAAUGUAAGCAGUGUGGGAAAAACAUCAAUUGACCUUCAUCCUUACAUGUGAAACCCCCCCCCGGAAAGAAAUCCAACAAAUAUAAGAAAGCCUGAUACAAAUUAAUCCAUGUAUAAUGUUCCAGAAAACUAACAUGAAAGAAUCAUAAAAGUUAUAAAUAUAUUAUCAGUGCCUCAUUCUUAAAGUGGAUCUCUGGACUGUGGAUAUUUACUACUUUCAAAAAUGAACACUGAGGUGAGAUAAUUCUGUAAGUACUCUUAUUACUGUUGUUUAAAGAUUAAUAGAUAUUUGUUUUCUCCUUAAAUCAGUUGAUAACAUUUUUCUCUUUCCAUUUUGGAGUUUGCUUGAUCCAUGGGUGAAUUGGAAUGGUUUCUAAAUGUGCAAGUAGAUUUAAUUUUUAUAUAAUGUUUUAAUUGAAUUAUCGAUAAAUGUUUUGGUAUUUUCUUACUGGCCUCCUGUGUCAGCUACUGGAUAUCCGUUACCCAUCAUACACUCCAUCUUUCUUGGGAGAAAACCAAUUCUUUUUUGGCCAGAAGAGCCUUAAUUCCAUUUUCCUUGCUAAUAAAAAGAUGGCAUAAAUUUGUAAAUAUGCAGUUUAUUAUGAAGUAUCGUCUGAUCAGUUAUUUCCAUCUUUUGGCCUUUGCCAUUCCUUCUGGCUGAGAUUUGAAUAAUCAAUUUUGCAUUAAGACAGACCAGUCACUGGAUAAUAAAAUGUAGAAUUGGAGAUGGCACUCCUAAAUUAUGUUUUGUCACCUGGAUAAUGUGACAUUUUCUAGAAUCUGUUUCCUUUAUGAUUCUAUACCUGUAGCCUCACUUGUGUAAGAUUUGAAAGGCAGGAGUACAGGAGGCAUCAGGUUUCAGAGCCACCAGACAGAGCUGUACAGGAGCUUUGAGGAUCCCUGCUUACAGCCUAUUUUCCUGAUCUCUUGCCCUGCUAGUCAAGAGUGUCCUCAAAACCACAAUUAACUGCUCGACUUCAUUUCUCAGAGGCGUAGGUUUCCACAUAUACCUCCACAAGUUCGGCAUCAAAGAUCCAUCACAGUUUGGAUUUUCCUGCCAGCCCUCAUGUGUCCACCAGGCAACUAAUCUGAACUUUCAUGGUUGGGAGUACUCUCUGUUGCCCAGACUCUCCUCUGUAUUGCAUUCAUUUAAGGUCUAAUUUGUGUAGUCAAUACCUUGUUUUGGUAAUACUGCUAGUGACCAUGUACUCCUGAUUCCACUGUGAGUGCUACAGUGACCAGAAGAACACCGUGGACUUUGUUCCUCCACUGCAGCUACUGCUCUGGCCCUGUCCUUCUCUAGGACAGCUGGCCCCUCCCUCCUGUCAGGCAGGUUUGCUCAGCUGUGUGUAAUUCCUCGGUAUGUUUUCAAGUGUGGUUGAUUGUAUGUGAUUAAAAGCAAUGCAUUUG